AGAAGAGACGGGGCGGGCGCUGGAGACUGCGGAGGCGCGGGCGUCUGCUUGGCCCUUUAUAGCGCGCCCCGCACUAGCUCCCCCAGACUCGGGCUCCCCACACUCCUUCAAGCUCCCUCCGGCCGCCCCAGGGCGCCUGCAGCCAAACCACUCCAGCCUCCGAAAUCGCGGAAUCCUCCUGACCUGGCCGCCAGCUCAGGGACAUGACGACCCCUACCGGCCCUCCGGUGCCCUGCCCCGAGACUGCUGUCGCACGGACGCUUCUCCUCGGCUGGGUCCUUGUCCAAGUGGCUGGAGCCUCAGGCACUACAGGUGUCGUGGUAGCAUAUAAUUUAACUUGGAAAUCAAUUAAUUUCAAGACAAUUUUGGAGUGGGAACCCAAACCCAUCAAUCAUGUCUACACUGUUCAGAUAAGCCACAGAUUAGGAAAUUGGAAAAGCAAAUGCUUUUCCAUAACAGACACGGAGUGUGAUGUCACCGAUGAGAUCGUGAAAGACGUGAAGCAGACCUACUCGGCGCGGGUCCUUUCCAAGCUGGCCAAUGCCACCAGUUCUGCUGGGGAGCCCGUGUUUACAAACUCCCGCGAGUUCACCCCUUACUUAGAGACAAACCUUGGACAGCCAACAAUUAAGAGUUUUGAACACAUUGGGACAAAACUGAAUGUUACCGUCCAGGAUGCGCGUACGUUGGUCAGAAUCAAUGGCACAUUCCUAAGCCUCCAGGAUGUUUUUGGCAAUGACUUAAGUUACACACUUUAUUAUUGGAAAGCUUCAAGUACAGGAAAGAAAACAGCCAAGUCAAACACAAAUGAGUUUCUGAUUGAUGUGGAUGAAGGAGAAAACUACUGUUUCAAUGUUCAAGCAGUGAUCCCAUCACGAAGAAUGAACCAGAAGAGUCCAGAGAGUCCCAUUGAGUGCACUAGCCACAAGAAAGGAGUAUUCAGAGACUUGUUCUUCAUCAUCGGAGCAGUGGUGUUCGUGGUCAUCAUCAUCGUCCUGUCUGUGUCUCUGUACGUGUGCAGGAAGCGCAGAACAAGGCGGAGCGGAAAGGAGAACACCCCCCUCAAUAUUUCAUAAAGCACAUGCCGUGGGAGCUGCCGACUGCUACCAAGUUUAUAUUGCACUGUGACGAGGAACUUUUAAGAGAAUGGAAUAUAUGGAAACACAAAUGAGUAUUUUGGAGCACGGAAACCCUUGGGCUCAAAGAAAGUUCUUUGUCUGACCUGUUCUCAUGAUUAGCACUGUGGUUUCGACAUCAGUGUUUGUCACUGUGGAAUGUAAUGAAUGGUACGACCAAUUCCAAGUUUUUUAAAUUUCUUUUUUAACACUAUGGCACCUUUUGCACAUAUCAUGCUUUAGACGGUAUGUCCUACACUCAAGAUGAAACUAAGUCAUCUAAGAAAAAAAAAACAUUAACAAAUGCCUUAAAAAACGCUGGGUGGACUUGGAGACUUUUCAAGAGGCUGACUUCAAAUCAUGUGGGAGAAUGAAAUGGAAAUUGGGUGGACUUUUCUAACAUAUGUCUGUCCUUUUGUAAUACGGUGUUUAGGUUCUUCUUCUUUUUUUUUUUAAGAGUUCUUUUGGAGGUUUAAAACAAUUGGCAAAUUUUCAUAUGAAUGUGUUAAAUGCAGAAGACUUCUAUUUUGGGCAUGUUCCUAACAUGCAUCACUGUUUAGCACUUUAACUGACUUAAAUGCUGUUGAUUAAACACUUGACAGCUAACUAUAUUUUUAUAAGACUACUAUACAAACAAACUACAUAGAGUUUAUGACUUAAGGUACUUCAAGCUUAUAUGGUCAACAUUGUAUAUAUUUAUAUAAUUUUUUAAAAGGUUUUAUAUGGGAUUUUCUAUUUAUAGAGGUAAUAUUAUUCUGUUUGUAUAUAUUGAGAUAAUUUAUUUAAUAUGCUUUUAUAUAAAUAAAGGUGAUUGGGAGUUGUGA
This is a messenger RNA of Hipposideros armiger (great roundleaf bat), 1939 nucleotides long. It is a transcript of the gene F3, whose product is annotated as coagulation factor III, tissue factor. Gene Ontology annotation, cellular component: plasma membrane. The coding region runs from base 204 to 1076 and encodes 290 amino acids. The record is from RefSeq and is a predicted model, not a curated record. NCBI's taxonomy places the organism in Eukaryota, Metazoa, Chordata, Mammalia, Chiroptera, Hipposideridae. Gene Ontology annotation, molecular function: cytokine receptor activity; protein binding. The transcript is spliced from 6 exons. Gene Ontology annotation, biological process: cytokine-mediated signaling pathway; blood coagulation.